This is a messenger RNA of Mangifera indica (mango), 912 nucleotides long. RefSeq lists its product as uncharacterized. The coding region runs from base 121 to 771 and encodes 216 amino acids. The transcript has 7 exons. The record is from RefSeq and is a predicted model, not a curated record. NCBI's taxonomy places the organism in Eukaryota, Viridiplantae, Streptophyta, Magnoliopsida, Sapindales, Anacardiaceae.
ACCGCUAUAUAUAUACAGGUUUGUCUUAAAAAGCCUCUCCGUUUCCGUGUCGCCCCCGGAGAAACGAUUUUACCGUUAGGUUUUUUCCUUAUACGCGGAAGCAACGCCGAAACCCUACGCAUGGCUUCAACGAAGUUCUUUGAUUCGAUGGCUGCUAAACCUCUCACUACUGAGGCAAUUGCGCUUACAGAAAAGAAAAUGGACAUGACAUUGGAUGAUAUUAUUAAAAUGUCAAAGAACACUGCAUCAACUAAAGCUAAGCAGCAGCGAAGGCCUCCUAAUAAAAGUCAGAAAAGUUUUAAUAAUGCUGUUCAAGAUAAGGCUUUAAAAGUUCGGCAGUAUAUGGGUUCAAGAUCUGCUGUUAGACAGGGAGUUCUUGCACAGAGAAGGUCAAAUUUCCAGAAUAAGCAUUUUCCUCUAGCUAAUGAAGCUGCAAGGAAAGCUAUAGUUGCUCCUGUCCGAAAUAGAGCUUUUAAUGGUAGCAUGGUAGCAAAUAAAAUGAGAAGAGCAAGGGUUGGAGCUGUGCCAGCCCAGAGGAAAGCUGCAAAUGGAAAUGUUGUUGCUAAGUCGCAGCGUCAGGACAAUGGAGUGCCUAAGCAGCAGAGGCCUCAAACACUGGAUUCGCUUUUUGCCAAUAUGAAGGAGCAGAGGAUGAGGGUCGUUGCACGCCAGAAUAACGGGGGUGUUCAACGCCAGAACAAUGUCAUUGUACAACAUAAUGGAGGAGGUCGGCCACGGGUGCCUUGGGCUAGAGGCCGAUUUGGCAACUAAUACACGCGAGUAGUUGGGAUUAUUAGAUGAAGGGUUGAAUGUUUUCCUAGUUGGUGCAAGUUGAAACAAUAGAUUGUUUUUUCCAUUUUAAUCCUAGUGUUUCUUUGACAUUUUGACAAGAAAUUCAUGUUACUUGGUUCA